Messenger RNA from Talaromyces atroroseus, 1920 nucleotides. RefSeq lists its product as hypothetical. The record is from RefSeq and is a predicted model, not a curated record. The transcript has 4 exons. Lineage: Eukaryota; Fungi; Ascomycota; Eurotiomycetes; Eurotiales; Trichocomaceae. Gene Ontology annotation, molecular function: oxidoreductase activity. Bases 1 to 1920 code for a protein of 639 amino acids. Gene Ontology annotation, cellular component: cytosol.
AUGUCCUUCCCUGAGCCUGUCUCUUUCACCAAGACAUGGCACUCCAAGCCAUACCCCUUCAUUGACCCUUCUCGUCCCGAGCUGUCUGCCGCCGGCAAGAACGUCGUUAUCACCGGCGGUGGCAGUGGAAUUGGAAAUGCUGUUGCAGUCGCAUUUGCCAAAGCAGGCGCCAAGUCAAUCUCGAUCGUGGGCAGAAGCACCGACAAACUCAAGCGCGGUGCAGAGAAUAUUCGCCGCGCAAUCCCACCAAAUAGAGUCACCACCGAAGUCAUCUAUGAGGCUGCCGAUCUCCUGGUCAAAAGCCAGGUUGACGCCGUUCUCCAAUCCAUCGUCGCAAAGUUCGGCAAAAUCGAUGUCUUCGUGUCGAACGCCGGUGUACUGCAGCAGCCCGGUCCGAUCACCUCUCAGGACGCGGACGCGUUUCUGUCUGGCGUGAGUGAAGGAAUCCGGAGUGCGUUCAUUGCCUUCCAGGCAUUUCUUCCGGUUGCCGGUCCGGACCCCGUGGUGCUUUGUACUUCAUCAUGUGUGGCGACUAUCACGCCAGUCCCGGGGAUUCCAGCGUAUGCAGUCAGUAAAGCUGCUACUCUGAAAGCGAUGGAGUAUUUCGCUGCGGAGAAUCCGCAUGUUCGUGUGGUCAAUAUUCAGCCAGGAUGGGUUGCGUCAGACCUCAAUGGUCAUCAAACGGAGGCUCCGGAUUCUCCGGAUCUUCCGGGCCAGUUCUAUCUGUGGUUGGCUUCCGACGAAGCCAAGUUCCUCAAGGACAAGUAUGUCUGGGCGAACUGGGAUGCGGAGGAGUUGGUGAAGAGGGCCGGCGAGAUUCAGGGAUCAAAGCUGUUGAACUGGAUAGUGGAAGGUGUUCCGAUAAGCAAGCCAUGCCCGUCAAAGAGCCUUCACAAAAAGUCAGGCCGCGACGAACUCACACAAAAUCGCGAUAUGGAUGCCGCAACUGCAAACUCCGGCGCGUCAAGCUAUUUAUCCUAUGUUGCUCCGGACAUGCACAUGUCGCUGGAGAUCGAAGUGCCGACCCCAGUCAGCAGGGAUGCAACAAUGAUCCUGGAGCUGGACAAAGCUGCUUCCAGUCGGCUCAAGUGGUUUGAAUGGGGAGGAACUGGAGCCAGUAUUUUCAACGCGCCCCCAAACGAGAUCCUCAGACUGGCCUUGCAGCGCCCGUACUUGAUGCACACAAUCCUUGCGGUGUCGGCCCUACAUCAGCGUCAUCAGAGUUCAGUCCCUGGACCCCAGAGUAAGUUCGAGGCCUACCAUGCUUCGGCCGCAGCUAGGCUCUUCCAUCAACAUCUCUCGCAGCACAUCCAGCCAGACGAUCGGGACUCGGUAUGGCUCACGGCGACGCUCCUUGGUAUCGUUGUCUUUGCGUCGCCCCCCACCUGCGCUCCGUCACGGUCCUGGCCUCUACAACCGGGCAGAUUGGACCUGGCAUGGCUGCGCAUGACUAGGAGUAAGAUGGUGGUCUGGGACCUCACCAAUCCGCUACGAGAGGAUAGCUUGUUCCGAAAUAUGGCGCAGGAGUAUUCAGAAAUGUUUGACGUGGACCCAAACACCCAGCUUCAAGACAUACCAGUAUCCCUGGGCGAACUGUGCGGUCUUUCGCCCGAUUCCACAAAAGACAAUAACCCGUACUAUAUCGCGUUGAAGACCUUGAGUCCUCUUUUAAAUCGACCAGUGGAAUCCCUAUCGAGAUCAAGGGCUCUCGCCUUUACUAGUCAGAUGACUCCAUCAUUUGAGCGUCUUUUGAGGGAUGAAGACCCAGUGGCCUUGUUGUUACUGGCAUUGUGGUAUGAAAUCGCGAGGCAAGUUAUCUGGUGGAGUCGACCGAGGGCACGAGUCGAGCACCAGUCAAUCUCGUUGUUUUUGAAGCAAAACUAUCCGAAUAUAGAGCAAAUCCAGCAAUUUUUGCAGUGA